Molecule: messenger RNA, 3851 nt
Organism: Schistosoma mattheei
Lineage: Eukaryota; Metazoa; Platyhelminthes; Trematoda; Strigeidida; Schistosomatidae
Source: the annotation of a GenBank genome assembly
UUAAAGGACAACCAAUGACAAGUCAUCUAGGUGAUCGUGUACGAUUUGAAACACCAACAAAAGUUACUAUACAUGACUUGAUUCCGUCAGAUGGUGGAACAUACUCGUGUGUUGCUCGUUCUCCUGGACAAGAAAUGGCUAUGGAUUCUACUUUUCUGACAAUUUUCACUAAACCGGAAUUUGAAAGAACACCUAAUCAAACCACUGAAGCUUAUGAAGCAAGAUGGAUACAAUUUCGUUGUAUUGCUAAUGGACAUCCCAAACCAGAAAUUCGUUGGAUGCAUAAUGGAAAUCUUAUUCCAAGUAAUCCAAGUAAAAAUGGAGUUGGUUCACUGGUACUUGGCCCAUUAAGAACUGACCAAGCUGGUCGAUAUACAUGUGUAGCAAAGAAUGAUGCUGGAAAUGUUGAGUACGAUUUUGAAUUGAAAGUCAAAACUCGUCCUAAAGUGCAUGUAUAUCAGUCCGAUGAACCGCCUAGAGAAAGUGAUACAACACGUCUUCGUUGUGAAGUUAGCGGUGAUGCUGAUUCAGUUAUAUGGUUAAAAGAUGGAAAUAUAAUUUCUAAUUCAAGUCGUUUUCGUAUUCUAGAUAGAGAUACAGGAACAUAUCAAUGUAUAGCUGCAAAUCCAGUUGGUGAAGAUCUUGGUGAACUUCGUUUAGUUGUAGAAAGUAAACCAUAUCUUGUUAAUCAUCCAAAUAAUAUGACAGCUCAAAUUGGAAGUGUAAUCGUUAUGGAAUGUCUUGCAGAAGGUCAACCUAAGCCAACUAUUACAUGGUAUAAAGAUAAACAACAAAUAAUUCUUCGUGGGCAUCGUUCACUUGUUAAUAAUGGCUCUUUAAGGAUUGUUGGAGUCUCAUCAGAUGAUGAUGGUCUAUAUCAUUGCGUUGCUUCUUCAAGUUUGGGUGAAGAUUUCUCACCACCUGCCUUUUUACAAGUUCAAUUAGAUGGUAGAUGGUCGGAAUGGUCUCAAUGGUCAGAAUGUAGUCAAACAUGUGGACAUGGAACACAAUCAAGAACUCGAACAUGUACUAAUCCAGCUCCAAAAUAUGGAGGUGCUCAUUGUACGGAAGAAAAUAUUGAUAUUCGUCCAUGUUUAGUAAAAUUUUGUCCUACUGAUGGUGAAUGGGGUAGUUGGACACCUUGGUCUGCUUGUACAGCCACAUGUGGUGUAGGUUUAUCUCAAAGACGAAGACGUUGUGAUAGUCCACCUCCAAGCAAUGGUGGAAGGUCAUGUGUUGGUGAAGCUGUUGAAGAUGUGAUGUGUGAAGGUCUCCCACCAUGUCCAGUCUCUGGUAGUUGGUCACCAUGGUCUCCUUGGUCUGAUUGUUCAUCAACCUGUGGAAUAGGAGGAACUCAAAAUCGUAAACGAACAUGUGAUAAUCCAACACCGUCAAAUGGUGGCAGAUCAUGUCCAGGGCAAGACUUGAUGGUACGUGCUUGUAACCAUGGCCCUUGUCCAAUAAAUGGAGGAUGGGGAACAUGGAGCUCUUGGUCUCAUUGUUCACAUAGCUGUGGUGGAGGUCAACGUCGUCGUACUCGUAUAUGUGAUAGUCCGGUUCCAGCAUAUGGAGGUGAAGAUUGUCCGCCAACAGGAAGUACAGAAACUUCUGAGUGUCAGUCAGAACCGUGUCCAAUUCAUGGUGAUUGGUCGAACUGGUCAUCAUGGUCAGCCUGUUCACGUACUUGUGGUGUUGGACUGCAGACUAGAGAACGUGAAUGUACUCAACCACAACCUCAGUUUGGUGGACGUCUAUGCCGAGGAUCAGCGAAAGAAAUAAGAACAUGUGAAACACAAAAACGUGGUAGUUCAGAAUUUUGUCCAAACAAUGAACCUGGACUAAUUUCAACUUGGUCAGAAUGGUCUUCUUGGUCAGAAUGUGAACCUGAUUGCUCAUUAGCUGGUCAAAUAUCGGAAAAAAGUGGAAUAAAACGUCGUGAACGAACAUGUACACUUUUAUCUCCUGAAAAUGAGUCAACCCAUGGAUGUCCAGGUCCAGCUGAAGAAAUUCAAGAUUGUACACUUGAAUAUAAACUAGAUAAAUGUCAAGAUACUCUACAUAGUGUUAACAAAGGACUGUUAACUGGAACUAUUCGAGGCCGAUUGAAUAAUCAGGACAUUGGAACAAUUCAUCUAAAUGCUAAUUGGUCUACUUCAAAUCGUUCUACUAAUUACGAAUUCCAUUUAACUAAUGUACCAAUAGAACGUAGUCAAUGUUUACAAGCUUUAACUGAAAUUUAUCUUCCUGGCAUUUGGUAUGCAGCAAAAGAGGUAUCUGGUGCAUCUAAUGGUCAUACAAUUAUGGGUGCAUUAAACGGAAUCACAUGGGAAUCAGUUGGUCAAUUUGCUGACGGCAAUACAAUACAAAUGAGCCAACGUAUAUUACGAUCAAAUGAUUCAAUUAUGUCAUCUUCAAGUGAAUCUGUUGUCUAUUUGACAACGGAUAUUUAUUUAUCUGGAUCUUGUACAUUGUCUUUAAUUGAUUCUAAAACAACUUCAAGUCCUGAAGUUGAAUUACAUGAUUUUCAUGAAAACUUGGUACAAUUAAGUCCUCAAAAAGGUAGUCUUCAUAGCCAUUCGUCCAGAGCAUUCACAGUUUAUAAUUUAGAGAGAGAAAAAUCACAAAUGGAACCUUAUUCAUGGAUUUCUACAAUCCAAAUUGGUCCAGAAAGAAGACAAACUUAUUUAACUCAAGAACUUCAUAUCAAUGGAAUAGAAAAUAAAGUGAAUUUACAAACUGGACAAGUUGAGUUUUACGCUGAGAGUAUCAUGAAAAAACCUAUUGGUCCAGAUGUUUGUCCAUCUGGUUUUGAAUUGAAUCAAGCUAGAAUCACUGGAACAAGUAUUAGAUUACAAAGAAGACGAGAUUAUUGUAAAGAUGUAGAUGAAUGCGCUUUUCCAAAUUUGAAUAAAUGUGAUCAUGUAUGUAGAAAUACUGUACCUUACUAUACAUGUACAUGUCAUAAAGGUUAUCGCUUAUCAGUUGAUGGACAUUCUUGUAUUGAUAUUGAUGAAUGCUCUAUAAGUGGAAAUAAUGAAACUAUUUGCCCAUAUGGACAACGAUGUAUUAAUACUCAUGGAAGUUAUGAAUGUAAACAUGUUUGUGGACCCGGUUUGAAAGAAAAUCCUAAAAUGGAUCGUUGUGAAGAGAAUUCUAUAUUCAAGAAGAUAUCAUCAAAUGAUUUCAUGAAUAGAAUUCCUAUUCAUUUAUCUCUAUUAAAUCACUUGAACAAUCAACAAAAUGAACAAAUUCUUAAUUCAAAUAUAGAACUAAUAAAUAAUGAUGAUAUAAAACAAAUGAAUCUAUUGAAACAUCGAAUGAAUACGAUAGAUUUAAAUCAAUUCAAUACGGUUGAAUUACAAUGGUAUGAUUUAAUAAACUUAUCUAACAGAUUUCAUAACUUUAUAACAUAUGAUAAUAAUGAACAGAAAUUUGUUCUUUGUGGAAAUGAUUCUUCAGUAUUACGGGUAAGAAUUUAUGAAACAAAUAAAUUGGGUAUACAUGGAGAGUUUAAUGAAUUCAAUAAUUUAUCUACCAUAAAUAUGACAACUACAAACAAUCUAUUCGAAAAUACUAAUUGUAUUAAUCUAGCCAAUAUAAAUACUACCAUAAAUAAUAAACAAUCAUCAAAUCUUAUUUUAUCAGAUUAUCGACAAGCUGUAUUACAUUCUCCACCACCACCAACGACGACGACAACAACAAUAAUAACAACCACAGCAACAACACUAUAUCCAACUCUUGAUAAUAAAUUACAUCAUAAAUCUCUUAGUAACCCUACAAAUAAUUUCCAAGAUGAAACAAUCUAUCCAUUGAUAAAAUUUUCUGUUUCAAAUAUUCUUAAUAAACACUGA